Ctenopharyngodon idella (grass carp) is the source of this 3422-nucleotide messenger RNA. It is a transcript of the gene sst3b, whose product is annotated as somatostatin receptor type 5. The record is from RefSeq and is a predicted model, not a curated record. The transcript has a single exon. Gene Ontology annotation, molecular function: neuropeptide binding; somatostatin receptor activity. Lineage: Eukaryota; Metazoa; Chordata; Actinopteri; Cypriniformes; Xenocyprididae. Gene Ontology annotation, biological process: neuropeptide signaling pathway. Bases 1307 to 2602 code for a protein of 431 amino acids. Gene Ontology annotation, cellular component: membrane; neuron projection.
UCCGAAGCUUCUCAGGCUCUUUCAGGGCAUUGUCCUGAUUACCCAUACCAAGUUUCAUAAUGAUACAUUCAUGCGUUCGUAAAAUACAGCAUUUUACUACAAAUUCAAAAUGGCCGAUACGGGAAAAUUUGAUAUCAUUUGAUUCAGCAUGACGAUCAGAAGUUAUAAGGAAAAAAUAUCCAUUUUUCAUAUCUCCAGACCAGUAGGUGGCACUGUGCUGAAAUGCUGCAUGUAGCCUCAGGUCAUGCAUGUGAUAACAUGUACCAAGUUUGGUCUGAAUACGAUAAAGCGUUGAGGAGAUAGUGCCUUACGUCUAUUUUUGCAAGCGCUACAUAAAAUUUGUUCACACGUUUUUUGAAAAUGGUUUGACAAAUCAACUUGAAUUCCUCAAAUUUUUGUCGGCAUGGUCUGAAGAUGAUCUGUUUCAAUUUUUGUGAAAAUUGGAGCAACAGCGUAGGAGGAGUUCUAAAAAGCAGGCUUUUCAGGAAAUUCAAAAUGGCGGGGAAAUUUUCAUGACGGAAAAUGAUGUCAUAAGGUGCAAUUGAAUCGUCUUGAGCCAAGGAAUCAGACGGAAAAAGGCAUUUUUUUCUAGCCCUUACAGUUAAAAAAUUAUAUAAGUUUGGACAGUUGGUGGCGCUAGAGGGAUUGAUUUAGAGACUCCAAAAUCGGUGUGGUUAAUGUUGGGACUGACCUCUAUCGGUGUGCCAAAUUUCAUAACUUUCCUGCAAGCGGUUCUAUGGGCUGCCAUAGACUUCCUGAGCGGAAGAAGAAGCACCUUGGCCCCUAAAUAUAGCACACGUGAGAAAUAUUGAGAAUAUUUGUAAUAUUUAUAGAGAAAACUAAAAAUGCUACCAAUUAGUUGUACUUUAAUACAAUUAUACUUUCUACAGUAUAUACAGCAAAAACAUUGAAUUAGCCUUAAAUUAUUUUACUGUCAAGUUAAUGUUCUUUUCCAGUAAAAAUUAUGAAUAACGAGUAUGACAGUGUUUUGACCAUCAGUACAUUUUAAGGUAAAAAGCUGAGUUUGGAAGUACAAGUAGAUUGGCAUAUUAAAAUUGUUUAAUGAAAUGUGUGGUUAUAAGUUAAAAUAAAUAAUUUAAGGUACUAAUGUGCAUCUUUUGCAAGGGUACAGUCCCAGUGCAGCUGCCAGUUUUUGUUUUUUACAGUAUUUGGUUUAGUGUGAUGAACGUUUAGUGAUAUUUUUAAUGAUUUCUUUAAAUGUAUCUGUCCAUGUGUAGACACACUCAACCAGUAUUCUCUCUCACUCACAGAUCAGAUGGGCAGCUGUUGAGUCGCUCUUUUAACGAUGGAGGUUCAUCGAAUGACUUCACAUCCCUCCACAACAGAAUCAGCGGUGUGGAGUAACGCAUCCCCCUCGUUUCCUCCUCCGUUUCUCUUUCCGAGUGAGAACUGGACCGACAGCAGGACUGUGGAUUAUGCGCCGGGAGUCGCCGGUAUCCUCAUCCCCCUCAUCUACGUCACCGUGUGUGUCGUCGGCCUGGUCGGGAACACUCUCGUCAUCCACAUCGUAUUGCGAUAUUCCCAGGCGGAGUCAGUGACAAAUAUUUACAUUCUCAACCUGGCCAUCGCAGACGAACUCUUCAUGCUGGGUCUGCCGUUCCUCGCCGUGCAGAACGGCCUGCUCUCAUGGCCCUUCGGAUCCUUGAUGUGUCGCCUGGUGAUGACGGUGGACGCCAUUAACCAGUUCACCAGCAUCUUCUGUCUGACAGUGAUGAGCAUCGACCGCUAUCUGGCUGUAGUGCAUCCGCUCCGGUCCUCUAGGUGGCGCCAGCCUCGCGUGGCCAAGGCCGUGAAUGCAACCGUAUGGGCCGUUUCUUUCGUGGUGGUCCUGCCAGUGGUGGUGUUCGCUGGUGUUCUGCAGGAUGAUGGGAACUGCAGCAUCGUGUGGCCGGAGCCUGCCGAAGUUUGGAAAGCGGCAUUCAUUAUCUACACGGCGACCGUCGGGUUCUUCGGCCCGCUGACGGUCAUCUGCUUGUGCUACCUGCUGAUCGUGGUGAAGGUGCGCAGCUCCGGACGAAGAGUCCGCGCCACGUCGAUCCGCCGCAGGAAGUCGGAGCGCAAGAUCACGCGCAUGGUCGUGAUUGUAGUGGCCGUGUUCGUGUUCUGCUGGCUGCCGUUUUAUGUGCUAAACAUCGUCAACCUGCUGGUGCUGCUGCCGGGAGAGUUCAGAGGUCUGUAUUAUUUCGUUGUGGUUCUUUCUUACGCCAACAGUUGCGCAAAUCCCAUUUUGUACGGCGUCUUGUCGGACAACUUCAAAAGAGGAUUCCGGAAAGCCUUGUGCCGGUCGUCUAGACGUGUGGAAAACCAUGAUCAGCAGCCGGGAGCGGGAAUGGUUGCGCUACCGCUUGAGGAGAUUCGAAGAGAACUGGACCUGAAGGAGCAUCUGAAGGUGACCAAUGUUGAAGAGCAUGAGCAGAACGAACUCCGGAAUGGACAACACGAGGACUCUAGGAAAGCGGACGUGGCUAGGCGACGCGAUCGCUCCAUCAGCCCAACCCGUGACUGCAAUGGAGCACGGAUAUCACACACGUCAGAGACCAGCAGGGAAAAAUGCUCGGUCCUGGAGAUCAGCUGCUUGUAAUAUGGACAGAUUGAGCUGCGCUGCUGCAGCUUCAGUUAUGACUAUUAAAUAACGAUGAUUUAGUAACACUGCCAGCGAAGACCACAAGAAAACACGGCCUUUGCUCGUAUUCUUUGUUUAGAUCUUAUGUAACAUCAUUCAUUGAGCAGGAAACUGGAAAAUAUCAGCAUGUUUACAUGCACUAAUUUUCCUCAAUUCCUCAACACUGGUCACAUGCUGAAGGUGUUUUUCAAUAUGAGAAAAUAGUCCGAUCGGAUUGAAGCGUUUACAUGCUUAUUUCUUUCCUGUUGAUCGGAUUAUCCGAUCAAAAUGUGAUUCAGAUAGAGCUCAGUCGGAUUGAUUAUGGUCUUGACAUGAAGGCUUUUCUUUCUGAUUUUAAACGGUUUAUUUGGAUGCAUGUAAUGGCAGCUACUGAAUCAGCUGCACAUCCAGCUGAAGCAUUGCAAACGCACCGGAUUAUCAAGAACAGUGUUGGACUGUUUCCAUAUUUCUGUUUUCAUUUGAAGGGCAGAAACUGCAGCCAUUACAGUGGUCACUGCAUGUGUGUGUGUUCACUGACAUUUGAGGGCUCAAAGCGAAUCCAGUGCUGCUCCUCUGAUGACGUGAUGCAGCAUCUUACAUUAAAAGCUAUUGUGCAUUAUUACUCAUCUGGAAUACUUGAUUGUGAUUGGUCAGUGGUGUCAUUUCUGUGGUAUAAAUGAUUUUCAGCUCUCAGAAUAAAAUCCUUUACACUCCUAAUCAAUAAUUCAUCUCCAUUCAUUAAUGUGCUAACUAAGUAGUCGUGUUUUAAGUGGGAUCACGUAUUCUUCAGGUAUUCUUC